Messenger RNA from Etheostoma cragini (Arkansas darter), 810 nucleotides. Its product is annotated as histone H1-like. Gene Ontology annotation, biological process: nucleosome assembly. Gene Ontology annotation, cellular component: nucleosome. Lineage: Eukaryota; Metazoa; Chordata; Actinopteri; Perciformes; Percidae. Gene Ontology annotation, molecular function: DNA binding; structural constituent of chromatin. The record is from RefSeq and is a predicted model, not a curated record. The coding region runs from base 107 to 724 and encodes 205 amino acids. The transcript has a single exon.
GCGGCUGUGAGUUGACUCUCCACGGUUCUCAUGAGCUUUAUAGAAGUCCCGCCUCGCGCCUGAGCAGAACACAGCAGACUGUAACUCGACAGAGAAACACACAGACAUGGCAGAAGAAGCUCCAGCAGUUCCCGCGGCAAAGGCUCCGGCCAAAGCCCCCAAGAAGAAGGCAGCUCCCCGGGCAAAGAGCGAUGGACCCUCCCUCCCGAAGCUCAUCCUCGACGCCGUGACCGAGGCCAAGGACCGUAAAGGCACCUCGCUUCCGGCUAUCAAAAAGACUUUGGCCACCAAAGGCAUCGACCUGGAAAAGUCCAACAAGCGCAUCAACACCGCAGUGAAGAAGCUGGUGACCGACGGAAAGCUGGUCCAGAAUAAAGGGAUCGGCGCAUCCGGGUCCUUCAAGCUCCCCAAGGCUCAGACUACAGCCGCCAAGCCCGGCAAGAAAGCUCCCGUUAAAGUGAAGAAACCCGCUGCCAAGUCCCCGCAGAAGAAAACAGCCGCUAAGAAAACACCAGUGAAGAAGACUGCAGCCAAGAAAACCGCCGCUAAGAAACCAGCAGCCAAGAAACCAGCAGCCAAGAAGUCUCCUGUGAAGAAAGCGGCCAAAAAGCCAGCAGUGAAGUCUACUCCCAAGAAGGCUGCCCCUAAAAAGGUCGCGAAAAAGAAGACCCCUGUGAAGAAAGCUCCGGCAAAGAAAGCUGCAGCGAAGAAGACCAAGAAGUAAAGUGGCUCUUUAAUCUGCACUCAGUGCACCAAAAGGCUCUUUUAAGAGCCACCACACACUCACGAGAGAGCUGUUUUCCUACAACA